AUGGCCGUCGACCAGGGCACCCAGACGGGCAUCAUCCUCACCACGUCUCUCGCCGCCUUCAUCUCCGGCUGGCUGUUCGGCGUCUUCACUACCCGCGGCUACCUCAUCUCGCCCGCGCUUGCCGAGGAACGCCGCCGCAACCUAGACGACCCCGUGGAGAGCGACGAGAGCGACGUCGAUGAGGACGACACCAUUCUCGACCACGCGCCCAACUGGGCCAACGGCGUCGCCGCCGACCAGAGGCAGGGCCUGAGGGCAAGGGCCCGCGUGAGGGGCGUGGCUGAGCCCAAGACGCUGGACGACGAUUCCACCGAGGAGUGUAAGCUCGUCUUGGUGGUGAGGACGGAUCUGGGCAUGACCAAGGGCAAAAUCGCCGCUCAGUGCUCCCACGCCACGCUCGCCUGCUACAAGGCCCUCGCCGGCUCUGCCACCGACAGCGCCCAGCACAAAGUCCUCCGGCGCUGGGAGAAGCGCGGCCAGGCCAAGGUUGCAGUGCAGGUCAAGAGCGAGGCCGAGCUGAUGGACCUGCGGUGGAAGGCUCUCGACGCCGGUCUCACGGCCGAGGUGAUCCAGGAUGCUGGCAGGACGCAGAUUGACCCCGGCAGUUUGACGGUCCUGGGCAUUGGGCCUGCGCCCAAGAGUGUCGUGGACAAGAUCACGGGCCAUUUGAAGCUCUUGUAA
Molecule: messenger RNA, 681 nt
Organism: Metarhizium album ARSEF 1941
Lineage: Eukaryota; Fungi; Ascomycota; Sordariomycetes; Hypocreales; Clavicipitaceae
Product: peptidyl-tRNA hydrolase 2 precursor
Exons: 2
Coding region: 1-681 (226 amino acids)
Cellular component (GO): mitochondrion; cytosol
Molecular function (GO): peptidyl-tRNA hydrolase activity
Source: RefSeq, a predicted model, not a curated record